Messenger RNA from Trichomonas vaginalis G3, 921 nucleotides. Its product is annotated as glycine-rich protein family. The record is from RefSeq and is a predicted model, not a curated record. Bases 1 to 921 code for a protein of 306 amino acids. The transcript has a single exon. NCBI's taxonomy places the organism in Eukaryota, Parabasalia, Trichomonadida, Trichomonadidae.
AUGACAUCCACUUCUACUCAAUUAAAAGUCGAUUUCCAAUACGGGAAAUAUUCUUUUAUUGACGAUAGAUAUCUAAAGGAUGGUUAUCAACCUGUUUGCAGCAAUUCGAAAUGUAAAUUUCUAUAUCCUUUUAAAGACAGCAUAUCAUGUACACCUAUACAGUUAGAUCUAAAAGUCGGAAAAUAUUAUUUCGAAGUGUAUGGUGCUGCUGGCGGAAAUGAUGGAAUAAUCAGGUCACAAGGCUAUGGAGGUUAUGCGGCAUUGCAAGUUUCUUUACUUGAAGAAAUACCUUUAUUUUUAUAUAUAGGAGGUAAAGGAGGAAUAUGGCCAGAUAUACGUGAGGAUACAUUUAAUGGUGGGGGAUGGGGUGAUUCUCAAAAUUCUGGCGGAGGGGCCACUGACUUUCGAUUUAAAUUAGGAGAUCUCAAAUCUAGAUUUUUGAUAGCGGGUGGGGGAGGAGGAAUAGAUGGUUCUGCUGAUAAUGGCUUCGGCGGCGGAUUGACUGGAGGUGAUUACGACUAUAAUAAAUAUUCUGGUGGCAAUCAAACACAUCCAGGAAUCUAUUAUCGUGAAUACACUGGCACAUUAUCUGGAAGAUUUGGCUAUGGUUUCUCUGUAAAAGACUUAGAGGGUAGAUCUUACGCAGGUGGAGGAGGGGGUCUAUAUGGCUGGGCAUAUGGAGGUGGUGGUUCUGGUUUUGUUUAUUCUGAAAACAGAUUGGCCACUGAAAUCAUGGAUUUGCCUACAACUAUAAAAGUCGAAAAUCCUGAAAUAAGAUGGGCACGAAAUAUAGGUCAGGGAUAUGCAAUUAUUACUACGUUGUCUUCUUCUGAAUGCAAGUGUGUGCAAAAAUGUUUUUGUUCAAAAGAACGUUUUAUUUUAAAGAAUUUUCACGCAAUUCCUUUCAUGUAUAGUUAUUAA